Molecule: messenger RNA, 1895 nt
Organism: Periconia digitata
Lineage: Eukaryota; Fungi; Ascomycota; Dothideomycetes; Pleosporales; Periconiaceae
Source: the annotation of a GenBank genome assembly
CUCUGUGCUUCAUCUGGCCUUUCCUGCGGAUUCAGAUCAGAUUCUUUCCUAAGAUGGCGGAAGUUGCGCUGGCUGCAACCGUGCUAAAGCUCGCGGGUUCAGCCAGCCAGGUCAUAGCCGAGUUGUAUGUAUUUGGAACCGCUCUUGGAACCGCUGGCUUGGAAGUGCGCCUAAUGGCAGGCGACCUCGAGUGCAUGUCUCAAUCGCUCCAAUUUCUGGGGAAGAUUCUUGAGACAGAAGGCCAACACCAACCUGAAGCAAAAUCCAUAGCCGAGCGGCACGUCACCUUCUGCGAAAAAGUUCUGAAGUACAGCGAAGGUGUUAUCGAAAAACUUCGCCCGCUGGUGGAAGAACGUAAACAUUGGUGGAAUCUGAAUCUCGACAAACGACUGAAAUGGAUGUUCAAUAAACCAAAGUUUCUUCUUCAUCGUCAAUCGAUUGAAUCUCUCAAGUCAUCUUUGAACCUCCUGGUCACAAGUAUGAAUUACGUGGAGACGAGAAGAAGUGCCGGCCUCAGAGCCUCUUCUUCUGUGUUUGAGUCCCAAUUAGAGCGCGCGAUUGCUCAAGCGGAAGAGUCGGCGGCCAGUCCUUCCCAGCGCCUUCGCAUUGCCAUGUCUCAGCAUGAUUCCCGACCUUCUUCUCUGCUGUUGAUGGAGGGUGAGAGGAUUCAGAAUGCCAACAACGCAAUUAUGGGCCCUGAAGCGGACGAUGGGCAUAGGGCUGAACAGGGCCUGGAAAGUGACGACCGCAUGAACGCUUCGACGAAUCCGCAUCAGUCUACCAAUGUUACGAAUGCAGCUGACGGGGAAGAUGAAACCAUUGAUAACGAUAGGUCUAGUAUUGCCGAUACGUCUAGUAUUGCCGAUACGUCCAGUAUUGCCGAUACGUCCAGUAUUUCCGAUACUAUCGACUUGACGAAUAUACCGAGAUCGGGAUUUGCUACACCUCGGGCUGCAGAUAUUCGGGAGGAUGUAUCGGAUUAUAUGGACACUGAGGACAACUCGCAGGCGCUCGCGCUAAUAGUCGACAUCAGUUCUCUCGAGCGAGACACUGUAGCCAUUGCCAAACAGGUCGUGGCAGGAUCAUUACCAUCUUUGAACGCCAUCAAAAAGAACAACCGAAAAAUUGGCUGGUUAUGCUUCACAUUCGAAGAUUUUGUCUUUGCUCGAUCUCUGCUUGACGAGGAAACUUCGAACCCCAACACAGUGUUCAUACAUGGGAGGAUCGGCUCGAACGACAUCAUCAUCUUCUUUGACUUGCCGCGAAAUCACGGUCCUUCCGACCCGACUUUCGGCUACCUUGAAAAUUCCUCUGAGUCCAUCGCCUUAUUGUUGGUCGUUGGCAACGGGAUGGAGAUUUCGGACCCAAGGCUAAUAGACUAUCUGCCUUUUGGUAGCGUGGUUGUUGGAAGAGCAAUACAUUACCCCAACGGUGGGUGGUUCGACACGGAUGACGUACCCUGGCUCAAGCAUGCUCUUUUGAAGUUUAGGUCAGAACUACUUCUGAAGCCGAACAUGACGACAACAAAGACCCUGCUGUCUGAAUAUAAGAUCGAUUCCGGUAUUCUCGAUCUUUUCCACUCCCUAGAUCCAGAUAAAUAUCUCGAAUCCGGCAUCGUUUUCGACGGGGCAAUGUUCAUUGCCGACAGCAAUAUGCUAGAUAAACGCAUAGAGAAAUCCAGCCUGGAUCAUGUUGUGCAGGGUAUGCAAGAUGAAACUUGGGUCCUCACGAAAAUUGGCUUCUGCGAUUGCAGGAAUCUCCCUCGCUUGAUGGUCUGUGGAGUAGGAGACUCCCCAUCAGACAAUGAUGCUAAGAGGAACGCUGCAAUCCUCGUGAGAGCUUUUCUCCUUUCGUCCGAUAUCAGUAAGAUGUCAGAGGGAAGUCUCUUAAUGUAG